UACUUACAUUUUAACACUAAUGUUGAGGAACGUAUAACAAGUCCAUCGCUAAGCGAAGAACCAUCGGCAAAGGAGAACAAGAAGAGAAUGGAAGAGACGAAAAUUUGUAUACACACAUAUUCUUACCGCCGCUGCGACGGCAUUUUUUUCAGUACCAAAUAGACAUCGAACUGGACAAGAACAAAAUAAAUACAGUCCACUAGAAUCAAAUCCGUCAAGCAUAUCAUUCGCGAACAUUCUUUGGUCCUUCGAGCCGGAUUCUUGAACAGUUUUGUGUGCUUUGGUGUUCAUUGAAAAUUGUUUACAAUGGAACAAUUAAAGGCAUUGGUAAAAGCCCGUGGCAGACUCAAGGCCAUUAUCACACGCGCAUUGCCUUGUGCUGAAGGGGAGGAACCAACUACAACGGCGCAGGUCACCUCACGAAUGGAACUGCUCCAAUCGGCUUGGAAAGAGUUCUCACAACUUGCAGAUUCCAUAGCCCUUCUCGAACACGUGGAUGGGUAUGGGGAUCCAGAGGAAGACAAUGCACUCUACGAGGAAAAGUAUCUAUUGGCACAUGCAAUGAUUUUGGAGAAAAAGGGGUUGGUACAACCAACUACAACUGCAACGAUCAAAGGGGAUGGCAGCAGAGAGCUUCAUCUAAACAACGACGCAGUACUCAGCCUGCUACAACAGCAACAACAGCUAUUUGAACAGUUAGCUGCAAACCAGAACACGACGAACAUGUCUAUGCGUGCUGCUGGAGAGAGCGAGAGCGUCGAGUUUAGACGCACACCAAUACAGAGCGAAUUGCCAAAAAUUCAAAUCAAACGGUUCGCUGGCAGCUACACAGAGUGGCCAGCAUUUCAGGAUAUCUAUGAAAGUACAAUUCAUAGCAAGCAGCAUUUGACGAACACACAGAAGUUUCAUCAUUUGAAAACACUACUCAUCGAUGAGGCUGCCAACUUGGUACGACAUUUGGCGAUCACGGACACUGCUUACAACACUGCAUGGGAGCGUCUCAAGGAAAGGUACAAUCGGCCGAGGCAUAUCGUAAACUCGUUUUUGGAACAAUUUAUGAGGUUGCCCACAACUACUAAAACUGAUGCGGCGAUUUUGCGUAAAGUGUCCGACGGUGCAAACGAAAUUGUACGUGGUCUGGACGCCGUAAAUCAAACGGGACGCGACUGUUGGAUUAUAUAUCUAGCACUGGAAAAACUUGAUGCCGACACGAGGCGCAGGUGGAUUGAACGCAGUUUGAAUAAAGACUCACCCACUCUCGACGACUUCUUCAAGUUCUUGGAUGCUCGUUGCGAGGAAUUGGAACUAAGCAAAGGGGAGCCUGCGUCUGAAGGGAAAACAGUAACUCACGGGGACAAAUCAAAAAGAAUCACACACUCGAUGGUGCCAGUUGAAGGCAGCAACUGCACCAAAUGCCAUUCGACACAACACAUUCUGUAUGGCUGUCCACAAUUUUUGGAAAUGACAGGUUUGCAAAGGCGCUCUUUUGUAAAAGAUAAAAAUCUAUGCUAUAACUGUUUGAAGCCUGGUCAUUUGAGCAACAAGUGUAAAUCAAAAUACACAUGUAAACAAUGCAAAGGUCAUCACCAUUCACUACUCCAUUUACCAGAUACUACAUCGGGUAUUAUCGGGACCUUUGCGCAAACAAAAGGGGAUAAUCAGAGCAAUUCAAACGCGCAUUAUAACACUUCGGUGACUUCAAGUCACAUUGCCCAAGCAGAGGGCACACCAUCGAUUGUAUGUGCGCAAGGCACUGCACAAUCUACUCAAGCAAAAGGAUUGAACAGAAGCACAUUACCCACGGCCAUGGUUUAUGUUAAAAACGCAAAUGGGGACUACAUAACAUGUCGCCUCUUAUUGGAUACUGGCUCAGAACACUCGUAUAUAUCGGAACGUUGCAUUCACGCUCUUGGAUUGGCACGGUCACAGUCACGCAUCCUUGUUUCGGGAAUAUCUUCAGUAAAAGCCGACACCACAAGGGGAUUCAGCACACUUCACAUCAAGUCCCGAAUUUCUGAGGAUUAUUUGACUGUACACGCCCAUGUACUUGGCAGAAUCACUUCAUCAAUGGGAAGGCAAAACAUUGAUGCAUCGGCACUCGAUGUGUUUAGUGAUCUUCAAUUGGCUGACACACACUUCUGCACAAACGCACCAAUUGACAUACUAUUGGGUAGCGAACACGUAUGGUCUACAUUUACAGGAAGGAAGAUGUAUUACAGCAAGGGCAAUCUUAUCGCCAUUUCAUCAAUUUUUGGAUGGGUUAUUACGGCACUCAUGACACCCCAAGCAAGCAACGCAAUUUCACUAACAACAACAUUGGAUAUAGAUGCUUCGCUCCAGAAGUUUUGGGAGCUGGAGAACGUCGACUGCACGACCAAACUUGAACCCGAAGAUGAACAGGUCGAGAAACACUUUCUCACCACACACACUCGCGAUGCAAAUGGGAAGUAUAUCGUGGAGCUUCCAUUCCACACCACACACCCGGAAUUUGGAGAUACUCUACAAGGAGAUCUACAGCGUUUCAAAAUGGUUGAACGUCGCUUGCAACAGAAUGAGCAGCUACGAAUACAAUACAUACAUUUCAUGCGAGAAUAUCAGACUUUGGGACACAUGCGACAACUGCCAACGGAAGAACUCACCUCUGGGCAACAUUUCUACAUGCCACACCACCCUGUGUUGGGUCGAAAACUCCGAGUAGUUUUCGACGGGUCAUUCCGCGACGCCAAUGAAACUGGCAUACAAAACGAAGUCAAAACCAAUUGUUUGUCUACAUUGGCCGAAUCACAAUUGGAUAAUCCGCUGGAAGAACUAAUAGCCCGAGUCUCCUCCUGGUGGAAGCUGGUGCACACUACUGGCUUUGUCCCUCGCUUCAUCCAACGCACAAAACAUCCAUCUCGGGACAGGAGCUCCCAAUCUCUAACAUUUCAUGAGAUACGGACUGCACGGAUUCUGUGUUUGCGUUACGCGCAAACCUGCUUUCAAGAUGACUACCAAUUGCUACUUGCCAAGAAGCCAUUACGGAGCCGAUCGCAGCUUGUGAAACUGUCACCAAUCAUUGACAAAGACAAUCUACUCAGGGUCGGCGGACGAUUGCAUCACUCUAAAUUGCCAGAAGAGGCGAAACAUUCAGUUUUGCUGCCAAAGACUCAUCGCAUCACGAAACUGAUCUUGGAACACGAGCACCGGGUCAACCACCACCCUGGUGUUUCUGCACUCUUCGUAAUUGUUCGGCAAAGGUUCUGGAUAUUUGGCGCACGUAACCUCGUACGCAAAAUAACGCACGAAUGUUUGGCAUGCUUUCGACAAAGACAGCAUACAUCACAGCAACGAAUGGCUGAUCUACCCAGCAUUCGUAUCACACAAGCAGUGCCAUUUGUCAACACCGGUUGCGACUAUGCUGGGCCAAUCCUUCUCAGGGAUGGCAAGGUUCGCAAACCACGUAUAAGCAAGGGCUAUAUAUGCCUAUUCGUUUGCCUGGUCACAUCGGCAAUACAUUUGGAACUUGCCACGGAUCUCACCACUGAACCUCAAUGCUUACAUUUGAGCAGAUGCAUACCCUACUUGCGCAGGUCAGCAGGUCAACUCACGUCCUCUAUGCUACACACCGGAUACUGAGGUCAACUAUUUAUCGCCGGCUCACUUCUUAAUUGGACGACCAUUCACCACUAUACCGGAGGCUGACUUGGGUCACAUUACUGUGGGUCGAUUGGGGUACUGGCAGAGUAUCCAGUCCAUGUACCAAGGCUUCUGGAAACAAUGGCAUCAGGAGUACCUGACCACUCUUCAACAGAGUCCAAAGUGGACCACGUCAAACCCUAAUAUCUCGAUCGGAGACGUUGUGCUUGUGAAGGAGUCCAACAGCCCACCGGCUUCAUGGCACAUCGCAAGAGUUAUAGAAGCCUAUCCAGGAAAGGACGAACUGGUUCGAGCUGUCAAGCUCAAGACCGCAUCUGGAGAAUUAACCCGACCAAUUACUAAAAUCGCGGUAUUGCCCCGUUCCGAAACUUUGUUUCAGGGGGGGCCGGGAUGUUGAGGAACGUAUAACAAGUCCAUCGCUAAGCGAAGAACCAUCGGCAAAGGAGAACAAGAAGAGAAUGGAAGAGACGAAAAUUUGUAUACACACAUAUUCUUACCGCCGCUGCGACGGCAUUUUUUUCAGUACCAAAUAGACAUCGAACUGGACAAGAACAAAAUAAAUACAGUCCACUAGAAUCAAAUCCGUCGAGCAUAUUAUUC
Molecule: messenger RNA, 4236 nt
Organism: Drosophila miranda
Lineage: Eukaryota; Metazoa; Arthropoda; Insecta; Diptera; Drosophilidae
Exons: 2
Coding region: 307-3615 (1102 amino acids)
Biological process (GO): proteolysis
Molecular function (GO): zinc ion binding; aspartic-type endopeptidase activity; nucleic acid binding
Source: RefSeq, a predicted model, not a curated record